Molecule: messenger RNA, 544 nt
Organism: Ctenocephalides felis (cat flea)
Lineage: Eukaryota; Metazoa; Arthropoda; Insecta; Siphonaptera; Pulicidae
Product: flightin-like
Exons: 4
Coding region: 130-498 (122 amino acids)
Source: RefSeq, a predicted model, not a curated record
CGUGAAGUCUCAACGGAUUCGUUUCGUUCCUCAGUUCAGUGCAUUAACGGCUCUCGCCGAGUGAACUGCUCCGGAGUUCUAUUUUUAUUUGUUUGUGAGAUUUUUUAAAUAAAAAUCGAAUUUAAUAUAAUGUCGGAGGAAGUAGUAGCACCAACUGUCCAGGAACCUGAGCCUAUUCCUGAAAUCAGGCAUCGCACAUUCAAACAUUGGGUCAGGCCAAAAACCCAACAAUACCAUUACAUAAAUGAUUACAUGAGGAACUAUUACGACGAUGUCUUGGAUUACUUGGACAAACGUCAAAAGGGUCUCAGGGUGCCCCCACCGAGACCCCAAUAUUGGGCCGAGAGGGCCCUAAGGACAUACUUAAACAAAUCUUCAUCCUACAAACAAGCCGAAAUAGAAGACACCAUUUUGAGGUCACACAUCAGGACAGACAACAGAUUCUAUCAAGCCCAUUACAAAGGCUACAACGAACGUAGAUAUACAUUCAAUUUAUAGAUAAUUUGUUUGAAUUUGAUUGUGAAUAUGAUGUGAAUUAAUAGAA